CGUUGCUGUUGUGUUUGGCGUUCGCAGCUGUGAAGCACUAUCAGUCCAAGCGGCUGGAGGCGAAGCUGCAGCGCCAGCGGGAGGAAGCCUUGCGGCUGAAAGCGGAGGGCAAGAAAGCGCAGUAGAAGCGAACCCUUUCAGCAGGCUGAUGCUGCUGAUCCACGUGCGGGAGGGCCGUGCCCUGGUGUGGGACGCAGAGGGGGCCUCCCGCCUGCCUCGGCCCCCGGCCCUGUGGGGCCGGCCGGUGGGCUCGCUGGCCCGGCAGCCCCGGCAGAACACCCAGCUGGGCCUCCCCCUCAGCUUGCUGCCCGAGGAGGCUCGGCUGCUGGCCGAAGAGGGGCUGGCGCUGCUGGUGCGGGCGCCGGGGGCGGAGCAGGCGGGGGUCCGAGGAGGGGGGGAGAAAGAGGAGGAGGAGGAGAAGCUGCGACGCUCCCACACCGAGCAGCAGCGCCUGGCCCUGUGCCAGAGGAGGAAGGAACUGGAGGCCCUCGACCAGCACAUUCGGAGGGGGCGGCAGCUGAAGAAUAGAAGACGGCCACAGGGAGAUCUCCAGGAACCCUGUGAGGGGGAGGAGGGGACAGAGAAAGGAGUAAAGGAGGCAGAGGAGGGCGAGCCCCCAGCCACCCCUGGCCCCCUGAAGGAGCUGGCCGAACUGGAGGAGACGUUCAACUUCCCGCUGGAGAGCUGCCUGGUGCAACUGCAUACCGCCUGCCCCCGCCCGCGUUCCCUGCAGCCCCUGGACUGGCGGCUGCCCUCCCCGGACUGGCCUUACCCUGGCCUUGAGUCCCACCAGCUGCGCUACGCUGUCUUCCGGGACCUGCGGGCCCGCGGAUACUACCUCACCACCGGCGGAAAGUUUGGCGGAGACUUCCUGGUCUACCCGGGUGAUCCACUGCGGUUUCACGCUCACUACAUCGCCCUCUGCGUCCCCUACGGCCGGCAGUUGCCGCUGCAGGAGACUGUCACGGCCGGGCGGCUGGGAUCCAAUGUCAAGAAGACAGUGCUGCUGUGCUCCGUGGCGGAGGGGGGCCAGGUGGUUUACACUUCGCUGCGCUGGAGUGGGAUCCAGUGAGUGCAGUCCGGGUGCAACGAGCGGCUUCUGCUCCGGGAAUCACUGUUACCUUUGGACUUGACUUUGCUGAAUAAAUUAUAUUUGGAUGCACUUUCACUGUGACUGUCUCUUUCCUUGGGGAAAACUGAAACCGUACCAUCACAUGCUUCAA
Messenger RNA from Mobula hypostoma (lesser devil ray), 1223 nucleotides. RefSeq names its product TSEN34 tRNA splicing endonuclease subunit (gene tsen34). NCBI's taxonomy places the organism in Eukaryota, Metazoa, Chordata, Chondrichthyes, Myliobatiformes, Myliobatidae. The coding region runs from base 149 to 1072 and encodes 307 amino acids. Gene Ontology annotation, cellular component: tRNA-intron endonuclease complex. The transcript has 4 exons. Gene Ontology annotation, biological process: tRNA splicing, via endonucleolytic cleavage and ligation; tRNA-type intron splice site recognition and cleavage. The record is from RefSeq and is a predicted model, not a curated record. Gene Ontology annotation, molecular function: nucleic acid binding; tRNA-intron lyase activity.